AUGGCCUCCCCGCACGGCGGCGAGGACCCGGCUCUGCGGGAGCGAGUGGCAGCGCUGGAGGUGGACCUGGGCGCCUGCCGCGAGCAGUUAGAGCGGACACAACGCCGGUUGCGCUUCACCGAGCGCCUCUACCGCGAGGCGCGGGAGCGCAACGAGGCGCUGAGGAGACAGGUUGAAGAUCUUACUAAGGAAAUUGAUAACAGAAAGGAGAAAAAUACAUCUAGCAUAGCAGUACAAACAGAGGAGUAUGCUGCGUGGUCACAAGCAGAUUAUUACUAUUACGAAAAUUAUGAUCACACUGAUACUCAGGAUUGUGCAUCUGAACUGCCAGUGCAGUACAAUCAUGAGGCUGAAGGCACUGAGCAUAACAGCACAGAGGACUUGCGGACAGAUAUUGAUACUUCUUCAAGGAUGGAUAGCAUCAAAGUUACUGAUGGUGGAGAAGAGGAAAAUUUCAUCCAGACAUCACAGGAAACAGAAGAUACUUCAGUGCCAGAGGGUUCUUUAGCAGAGAGCUUGAGAGCUGCUGCAGAGGCUGCUGUUUCACAAACCGGAUUUACUUAUGAUGAAAGUACAGGAUUGUACUAUGACCAUAGCACUGGAUUCUACUAUAAUUCGGAAAAUCAACUGUAUUAUGAUCCAGCAACUGGAAUUUAUUACUACUGUGAUGUGGAAAGUGGCCGAUACCAGUUUCAUUCACGAGUGGAUCUGCAGUCUUAUCAGACCUCUGAUACUCAGCACAUCAAGGAUAAAAAAGGGAAAAAGAAGAGAAAAGAACCGGAGCGAAUUACUGCAAAUGAAUAUAAGGAUUUGGACACAGAAGAGCAGAAAUCAUCUAACAGUCUGAAUUGCUUUUUCACUACUGAGCAAGUAAGUUCUACUGAAGAAGAAGAGUCUCCAAAUACAAGGAAGAGGACUAAAGUGGACACAAGCCCACAAAACCGUCUAGCAGCCAAAGAAUCAAUUCGUACAGACAGUAUAAAUUCACAUUCAUGCAAAAGUACACAAGAUAUUGCAGCAUAUACAGAUGACAGUAGAACAGCAGAUACAGAGAGUGAGCCAGAAGAAGGUGAAAUUACAGAUUCAGAGUGUGAAGCCUACAGCAGUGAGGAUGAAGUAACAAGUGAAGAAACUGCUGAUUCAGAAGAUUCAGAAAAUGGAGAUGAAGAAAAGAUCUGGCCUCCUUGUAUCAGAGUAAUUGUAGUAAGAUCACCAGUUCUACAGACUGGAUCACUUUACAUUAUCACAGCUGUGAAACCUGCUACAAUUGGAAGAGAAAAAGAUGUUGGACAUACGCUUCAGAUUCCUGAAGUUGGAGUCAGUAAGUUCCAUGCAGAAGUGUAUUUUGACCAUGAUUUGCAAAAUUAUGUUCUCGUGGAUCAAGGCAGUCAGAAUGGAACAGUUGUUAAUGGAAAUCAGAUUCUCCAGCCUAAAACAAAAUGUGAUCCCUGUAUCUUGGAGCAUGGAGAUGAAGUGAAGAUUGGUGAAACUGUGCUUUCAUUUCACAUACAUCCGGGCAGUGAUACUUGUGAUGGAUGUGAACCAGGACAAGUCAGAGCGCAUCUUCGCCUGGACAGGAAAAAGGAGUCUUCUGUUGGUCCAGCACUUAGCAAAGAAGAGAGAGAGUUAGUCAGAAGAAAAGCAUUAAAACAAAUACGGGUAAAAUAUGGUUUACAGAACACAGAGUAUGAAGACAACAAAGCAGUAAAGAAUCCGAAGUACAAAGACAGAGCAGGAAAACGGAGAGAGACAAUUGGAAGUGAAGGAACCUUCCAGAGAGAUGAUAGUCCAGCUUCUGUUCACAUUGAAAUCAGCAACAGCAACAAAGGACAUAAAAUGUUGGAAAAGAUGGGAUGGAAGAAAGGUGAAGGCUUGGGCAAGGAUGGUGGUGGAAUGAAAGAUCCGAUCCAUCUUCAGAUACACAAGAUGCAUGCAGGUUUGGGUACCAGUAAACCAGCCUCCAUUGAAGAUGUUCAGAUCAUCCAGAGCAAGAACAAAAAGAACUGGGAUAAAGCAAGAGAAAGGUUUGCUGAAAACUUCCAAGAACCUAAAUCACAAAAGGAUACACCCAACAUUAUGCCUUGGGUUAGAGGGACUGUAAAGUGAAGUAUCUCGUCCUACAGCAGGGUACUUCAUGUGUGUAAAUAUUUGGGAGAGAAUUUAUUUUUAUUCUUUUUUUCUUUUGCUAAAGCAGAAGUUUAGUGAUAUGUAAAAUAGUUGUUGAGAAAAUUAUAAAGAUUAACUAUCAUGUUAUUUGGGUUUCUGUAGUCUUCAUGCUUUUAUAAAACUACAUUUUUAAUAAUGGAGUUUAGAGGGAUAUUCAAAUCUAAGUACUUGAAAGGGAUUCUUACCCUAACCAGGAAGCUUCUUCAGAUCUGUUUUUAUACAGUUCUUCAUGGAAAGUAAAACAUCUGUUGAAUUUAAAUACAGCGCCUUUGACAUUUGGACAGUAGUUUAAAAGCAAGGUAAAACAAACUAAGGACAAAAAAAAUUCCCCUGAGCCCUAAUAAUAGUAUUAUAUUGCCAUUUCAUCUUUUAUGUUCGUUUGCCGUGAAAAAUGCUCAGCAAGAGGUACACCAUUCUUAAAUUCAUAUGAUUCAGUUACAUGUCUACUAGUUACAUGUCUCAGCUUACAUUAAGGGGGGAAAAAAACCUUGUUUUAAACGAUUCAUCAGUAUAGUUCAAAAGUACUGUACUUCAUGAAAUGAACUGCCACCAUUGGUGAAGAAAACAGUGUUCAGAGAGAGCUUAUAGCAAAAUUUUCUUCUGUGAAGAACCUGAGAUUUGUUUAGUAACUAAUCUGUAUCACACCUUUAAAAGAGGAGGUAUGUUUAGAAAACCUGUGUCUGUGUGUAUUAUUUAUCAUCUUGUUCUGAUACAUCCAUUGCUGGCAAUGGAGUUUAUGCCAGAAAAAAGUUCCAACCUACCAACUGCUUUUUGGUAGGGGUGGAUUACCAAACUAAUUCUAAAAGCUUGGUAUUUAUUGAA
Indicator indicator is the source of this 2988-nucleotide messenger RNA. RefSeq names its product angiogenic factor with G-patch and FHA domains 1 (gene AGGF1). Gene Ontology annotation, molecular function: nucleic acid binding; protein binding. Lineage: Eukaryota; Metazoa; Chordata; Aves; Piciformes; Indicatoridae. The transcript is spliced from 14 exons. The record is from RefSeq and is a predicted model, not a curated record. The coding region runs from base 1 to 2106 and encodes 701 amino acids.